Messenger RNA from Prorocentrum cordatum, 3481 nucleotides. The record is from the annotation of a GenBank genome assembly. Lineage: Eukaryota; Dinophyceae; Prorocentrales; Prorocentraceae.
AUGCGCAUGGAGAAGCUGGGCGCGUCGCCUGAGGGCCUCCUGUGGCACGCCAUGUUUCCGCUGCCCAAGCCCUCUGGAGGGUGCCGCCUCAUCGCGCCCAUGUAUUCUUUGGUGCGCUGGUGGUCGAGGGCGCGGGCGGACAUCUCCAAGGGCCGGCCCGCGCAGCACCCCAGGGGCCCCAGCGUCGACAUCUGGGGGCUCGGCGCGGGCAGGUCGUCGUCUGAUGCAGCGUUCGACCUGAACCUCGAGACCCAGGUAUCGGUCGCGUUGGAGGAACAGGUGGCCACCGUGCUCCCGAACGCCCGGAUGUUCUUUGAGACGGUGAUCCCCGAGGCCCUGAUACAGGAGGUGCGGCUGCUCAAGAUGCCCCAGCCGCUGGUCUGGCUUUUGGUGGAGCUUUACGGGCAGCCCAGGCCGCUGCAAGCGUUCGGCUCGGCGUCCUACGAAGUUGCGUCCUACCAGGGGGUGUUGGCUGGAUGCGCGCACGCGCGCGCGCUCGUGUCGGUCCUGAUGCACCGCGUGCUGGAGCGGGCGCGCUGCGCGGGCGUCACUCCCAGGGCCUUCGUAGACGACGUCACCCUUCAGUGGGUCAGGACCGCGGGCAGCAACGUCGGCGUCUUGAGUGCCGCGGUCGCGCGCUUCCGCGAGGAGGCCAGGCAACUGGGCAUCAUCGCGCAGCCCGCCAAGUCUGGCUACGUGACCUCGUCCAAGGGCCCAGCCGCAGGGUGCAGAAAGCAUGCGGGAUCCCGCGGCUUGCAGCUGCUACGCUGGGCUCGCAAUCUGGGGCAUGACCUUGGAGGAGGCAGGAUCCAGCGACGGCAGACCAAGCCGCGGCUGAAGGCGCUGGCGCGGCGGCGCAGGCGCCUGGCGGCGUUGAAGCGUGCUGCUGGCCGCGAGGUCACCGUGCUGUGGCGCGCGGGGCUGCCCCCCAGCGCUGGCCCGUCGGGCGCCACGAUCUGUCUGGCCACGCAGCGCAGCGCGAGGCUUGAUCCAGUCUACGAGGCGACGGUGGCGCUCGCAGUCAGGUACUCCAGCUGGGUCUGGGAGCAGAGGACAUCGAUGGGCAUGCUUCAGCGUGCGUGGUCCUCCAUCGCGCAGCGGCUGGUCGAGAAGCCGACGCGGGGGUCGUCGGUAGAGCAGGACGUCCUCCCUGACCGACUGCAGCAGAUAUGGGCUACUAUGCGCGACAAGGGCCUGCAGGCAGGCGGCGCGGGGGUCGCGGACUUCAGCGGGUUCGCGCACGAGGUCGGGCCCCCCGUGCCGCCGCCGCGCGUGCCGCCUGCGGCCGACGAGGCGGUGGACAGGAGGGGCGCGAGCGACGAGCAGCGCGGGGACAUUGCGUUCUCCGAUGGCUCGGGCUUCGCGAGCAGCAUGCCCGAGCUGAGGCGCUGCGGGUGGUCGCUGGUCCAGCUCGGCUCCAACGGGGCGCCCGUUCGCGCGGUCUUCGGGGCCCUUCCUGGCCGCCUGCAGGCGGUGGGUCGCGCCGAGCGACACGCGCUCCUGCGGGUCACCGAGCUCCUGGGGCAGCAGGCGCGAUUCGUGGCCACUGACCUGCAGGCGCUGGCCCAGGAGGCUAGCAGCUGGGGGUCUGAGCUGGAGCGAGCCAAGCCGGUGCACGCCACGGUGUGGAGGCACCUGCGGCAGCACCCAUGCCGCCCGGAGUUGUUCUGGGUUUCCGCGCACCAGGACGUCGACGGGCACCUGGCGGCGGGGCUUCACCCAGCGCCGUGCGCGGGCAACCCGUGGGCGGACGGGUUCGCCAAGCAGGGGGCUUUGCAGCACACGGUGUCCCAGGUGCACACGGAGUUCUACGCCAUCGAGGCGCAGUGCGUCAAGCAAGUGGCGGACCACAUCGGAUGGGCCAUGCAGCGUUGCUUGGCCAUCGGGGACUGGGCCCCCGAGGCGCGCCACGUGCCCGCGGCGGCGCCGCCGCCCGUGCCGAAGCUGACGGUGGUGGAGCACUCCCUGGCGCGCGCGCAGGGAAGCGCGUGGAUGGGCGACGCCGAGGGCCUGGAUGCUGAGGCGCGGCAGCAGUGCGACGGUGGCAGGCCCUGCAAGGUGGCGCAGAAGCCGAACCCAUGGUUGCGCGAAGGGGACGGCGGUGGCGCGGGGCUGCGCCUCGGGCAUCGGCUGCGGCGCGCGGGGGCCACCAUCUUCUGCAAAGUCUGCGUCGCGUGGAUGCUGACCCCAGCGGCAAGGGGGCUGCAGAAGGCGUGCUGCGGGCCGCCCACCGACGAGGGGUACCGCCAGCGCAGCUACGUCAGCAACCUGCCGGCCAGGAGGGACAGGCUGCUGCGUGGUCUGGACCCCGAGGUGGGCAGGUCAUGGGCUACGGGCACGCUGGUGCACGACGAGCGCAGUUCGGUCGACGACAGCUCCGAGAAGGGCACCGACGAAGCGGUCGUGGCCCAUGGCUAUGCGGAGGCCCCGCGGGCGGACGCGCAGGGGACCGCGACGCGCGGGUCUCCCGCAGCGCCGUGCGGCGGGCGCACGGAGGAGGCCCAGAGGGCGGGUGCGCAGGAGACAGCAACACGCGGGGCUCCCGCAGAGUUGCGAGGCGGGCGCACGGAGGAGGCCCCAGUGGCGGAUGUGCAGGGGGCCGCGACACGCGGGGCUCCUGUGCCGCCGAGAGGCGGGCGCGCGGAGGCCAGCCGCCUGCUUGCGGAGGUUGCGGCGCGCCGCAGCGCUCGCGCGGCGCCAGCGCCGUCCUGGCAGGAGCGGCUGGAGGUGCUGCGGCGGCGCGCUGCGACUCGCGAGGCUGGCCUGACGGGCGUUGCCGCUGGCGGCGCUGGCAGUGUUCCCACAGCGCAGGUCGUGGAGGCGUUGACCGACGCAGGGCGCGCUGUUGGUGAUCGCGCCGGGUCAUGGUCAGCGCGGGGGCAGGCGCUGCUGCGGCGGCCCCAGGCGCGGGCCGAGCGGCGCUGGGGCGGCGCUUGGGCGGCCCCCAGGGAGGCGCUUGUGGGCUUUGCCGCGCGGCUGCGGCGUCGCAGCAUCCGCGCGGCGCGGCCGCCGCCCAGGGCGGUCCUGCCGCAGCGGCCGCCGCGGCCGCUGGCCCUGGAGCGCAGGCUGGACCGCUGGGGGCGGCGGUGGGUCGAGCCGCUGCCCGACGCCGACGGCGCGGCCAGCGACUGGCUCCACCACUGCGUCCCGUGCGCGGAGGCGGUCCUCACCCAGCCCAGGUGGCGGUGUUUCUUCGGGGGGAUGGGCAGCGCGGCCCAGCAGCUGGCGGAGGCGCGGCGUCGCCGAGCAUGGCGCUGCGGAGCGAGGCUGCGCGGCGCCUGCGCCAGGUAUCGUAUGGGCCUCGCGCUGGGCCAGCGGUGCGUCACCGACAGCAUGCGGAGGUGCGAGGUACUGCCUCCGCAGCUGGCUGGCGGCGCCUGCGGGCCUGCCGCCCGCGCCGGGCUGGGCUCGGGCGGCGCGCCGCAGGCCGCGGCCUGGGGCGGCGGCGCCUCGCGAGGGCCAGGGCCGCCUCAGCGCGCAG